AUGGCUAUGCUUAACUUCCCCGAAGCACAAUGGGCCUCAGCAAACGAAUCCCGAGAGGGGUCAACUGGGUAUCUAGCCAUGCAUAGGGCGCAGCUCGCCAAGUAUGCGGACCGUCGUGGCGCAGCUGACGUAGCUAUAGAUAGUGCAUUUCUUGCUGACUGUCUUUCUACGGCUAAAACCUGGUUCUGGGACGUUUCAGAUGCAUGCUCUGACGGCUAUAUAAAUGUUAGCGGGAGAUUGAUUCCUCCAUAUACGAUACCUGAGCGAAUACAGGAUAGCAUGAAUAUUGCAUGCCUACGGCCGGGCACCGACGUAUCUAUGCUGCCAGGUAUCGGUGGAUGA
Nannizzia gypsea CBS 118893 is the source of this 342-nucleotide messenger RNA. RefSeq lists its product as hypothetical. The record is from RefSeq and is a predicted model, not a curated record. Lineage: Eukaryota; Fungi; Ascomycota; Eurotiomycetes; Onygenales; Arthrodermataceae. Bases 1 to 342 code for a protein of 113 amino acids. The transcript has 4 exons.